AUGGACAGGAUUCUGAAUGUUCUUAUUCAAUACUUUGAUGAGGAUAUGGGUAAAGUGGCAACUCAGCAUAUGGCCUCAAGGAAAAUGAAUAUUGCAGAUGCCUUAACAAUCACACACACACUGACAGACAUUCUCCAGUCAUAUAGCCUGAACUGGAAUCAGGUUGUUGGUAUACUGUUGGAUAACUGCAAUGUAAUGAGAGGGAAAAAGUCUGGAGUAGAGACACUAAUCAGGAGAGAAAAUCCAUCACUCCUGGACAUCAGCGGAGACACUGUCCAUAUGGUCUCAAAUGCAGCCAAAGCCCUUUUAAAUCCUUUCCAGGGAUUUGUGGAACAAUGUUGCUCUGAUGUAUACUAUGACAUUGAAAAAUCACCAAAACAGAAAGAAGUUUUUUCUGAGUUUCAGUCCUUACUUCAUUUGGCGAAUAAGAGCCUAAUACGUCCCAUCAGCAGCAGGUUCCUGCAAAUGCUAGAUGUGUGCAACAGAAUACGGGAGCUAAUGGAUCCAUUGGUUGUGCACUUCUACAGCGUCCUGUCUCCUCAUGAUCAACACAAACACAGAUGGCUCCUAAACCAGCUUCUUGAUAAGCAUGCAGUUACAUCUGAUGAGAAGGCCAGAAUAAUUUUUCUGCAACAGCAAAUGGCAAAAUCUGCGAAGAUCGGAAGUGAUGUCAACAAAAAUCGGAAGAUGCGCAUCUGUAUGCUUUUUUCAGAGUUUGACAAGCUCACAACCCUGAUUGAUUUAUACCGAGUGUUCCUGAAGAAGUUGCAGAAUGAAAAGCCCAUGAUCCAUGUGCGGCAUGCUGAAAUGGUGCUACUGGUUCGGGAACUUCUCUCAAAAUUUAUGAAGCCUGAAACUAUCCCCUUGAGUGCAAAGGGCUUGUUGAAGCUUAAUGUUCACAAGAGAGACCUGCAGUACACUGACAAAAGGUUGUCUGUGGGGAAGUUCAGCUUCUUUGCCUUAAACAAGGCUAGAGUGGAAAAGAAGCCCUGGGUGCAGAAGGUCUACAGCUCUCUCAGAGAAGGCUACAUAAAGGCAGCAACAUACCUCCUGAAAAACCUUCCCCUCAACAACAACAUCAUCAACUCUUUAUCUGUGCUGACGCCAUCAUUGAUUCUCCACGAAUCAGUUCAAGGUGCAUUCAACACCUUGGCCAAGGCCUUGCCAAAUGCUGUGAAGUCUGAGGAGUUGGGUCAACUGGAUGAAGAGGUGCGAGCCUACCAGAUUGAUACAGAUCUAGGAGCACUGGCCAAAUGUUUUGAGGAGAACAUUGCAUGA
Molecule: messenger RNA, 1278 nt
Organism: Carassius carassius (crucian carp)
Lineage: Eukaryota; Metazoa; Chordata; Actinopteri; Cypriniformes; Cyprinidae
Exons: 3
Coding region: 1-1278 (425 amino acids)
Source: RefSeq, a predicted model, not a curated record